Magnolia sinica is the source of this 1230-nucleotide messenger RNA. RefSeq lists its product as uncharacterized. The transcript has a single exon. The record is from RefSeq and is a predicted model, not a curated record. NCBI's taxonomy places the organism in Eukaryota, Viridiplantae, Streptophyta, Magnoliopsida, Magnoliales, Magnoliaceae. The coding region runs from base 1 to 1230 and encodes 409 amino acids.
AUGGGGAAAAUUUCAUCAUCAAAUUGGAUAUGGAGAAGGCGUACGACCGCUUGCAAUGGGACUUCAUUUCUUUUGUCCUACAGAAAUUUGGCUUCAAUCACCAAUGGAUUCUUCAAGUGGAGUGAUGCUGGAAAGAUGUCUGGUUCUCCAUUCUUAUCAAUGGAAGGAGUUAUGGUUUCUUUCAAGAGAAUAGAGGGAUCUGGCAGGACGACCUCAUUUCUCCCUCAAUCUUCAUCAUUGCUGCAGAGGUCCUUAGUAGGGGCAUCUCGAACAUGUUCUCAUCAGGGAAUUGUCAAAAGUUCAGCCUUCCUCAAUGUUGUCCAUCGAUUACUCAUCUAUUUUUUUGCUGAUGAUGUUAUCCAGUUUCUCAAUGGCAGGCUUUCAAAUGUGCACGUUUUGCAGAAUUUAAUUCAUCAAUAUGAAUCCUCUUCGGGUCAAUGGGUGAAUGCAGCGAAGACGGUCUUCAUCACGCCAAAGAAAAUAACCCAACGCAAAGCCCAUCGCCUCUCUAGUAUCACUGGAUACACCCACUCUUCCCUGCCAAUAACUUAUUUGGGUGUUUUGUUAGCCAAAGGAAAGAUCAGGAGCCCGUUAUUGCAGCUGAUCGUCCAGAAGAUCAUCAACAAAAUUAAGGGCUGGCAAGCUAAGUUCCUCAAUCAGGUGGCAAAAUUGACCCUCAUAAAGCAUGUUCUUUCAAAUAUCCCAGUUUACCUUCUUUCAGCUAUCAACAUUCCGAAAUCGGUUUGCAAAACUCUGAAUAGAGCUUUAGCCAAUUUUGUCUGGGGUAGCUCUAAAGAAGGCCACAAGAGGCACUGGAUUAAUUGGAUGAAGAUUUGUGCCCCUACCCAGGAAGGAGGCCUGGGUAUCAGGUUAUUUGAAGACGUUAUGCAGGCUUACAGAGUGAAGAUGUGUUGGAACUUGUUGGAGAGCAAAUCCAUAUGGGCAACCUUCUUCUCAAGUAAAUACUUUUGGAAUUUCAUUUUUAGGAAAGGAAUAGCUUCAUCGGUCUCGUCGUCUGUCUGGAAGGAGAUGCUCAAGGCUCUUCCAUUCGCUCUUAGCCAUUCCAGAUGGCUCAUUGGUGCAGGUAGAAUCAGUUUCUGGGUUCACAACUGGUCAGGCUGCGGUCUCCUUGCUACUGCAAUUGUGCGGCCUGUUCCUCCCCACCUACUUUCGGCCACAGUUAACGACUUCAAUCCUUUGUUUAGGCGGUGGUGCCUAACCGAUAUUUAG